This is a messenger RNA of Eutrema salsugineum, 1107 nucleotides long. RefSeq lists its product as uncharacterized. Bases 1 to 1107 code for a protein of 368 amino acids. The transcript has 3 exons. NCBI's taxonomy places the organism in Eukaryota, Viridiplantae, Streptophyta, Magnoliopsida, Brassicales, Brassicaceae. The record is from RefSeq and is a predicted model, not a curated record.
AUGGCUCCAGUCCAGGUUGAUGCUCCCAGCCUCGCGGCGAGGCUCCAAGCCAAGAAGAGGAAGAUCUUGACGAAGACUCAGAGGGCUUCUAUAUCUCGCCCUGAGAGCCAAGCUUUCGUUGUUCGACAUGAAGAAAAUGCACCUCAGAUGGGGGCAGAAGUCGCUCCUCAGGUCGAGGUCAACCGCAAAGAAGAAGGCGGUAAUGGCACAGAAAAUCUUGGACAAGACGAGACCUAUAUCGCCGAUCAGCGCAAUGUUCUUCCGACCGGUGACGAGACCAAGGAGGCUGCGAGGGCUGCAGCCAGAGUGAUGAGGAAAGAGAAGAAAAAGGAAAAGAAGGAGAAGGAGAAGGAAGAGGCCGAGACUGCUCGCCUCGCUCAGCAGGAGGCAGAGGUUGAGGCCGCCAAGGCAAAGGAGAUGGGGAGCAAGAAGAAACGCGCCACCAGUGAGGUGAGCGCGAAUGAAAAGUUCGACAGCGAGGAGGCUGCUAAGAGGACGACAGUCGCUCCUAACAAUGCUGAGAAGGUCAAGGAGGUCGACUGGCGCUUCCAAUUUGAUUACGACAACAAGGAGGAGCCUUUUGUCAACAAUGCAGACAAAUGCACCGAGCAGUUCGGCUUGAUCAAGGGGUCGACCUCGGAGGUCCCCGCUGGUGAAGAUGCUGUCUUCAAGGACGUGGUGAGCUUUACUUUUAAGGCCGUCAUCAAGCGAGAUGCGGCAUUUUCUGUGAAGAAUUCCGUGGAGAACCGGCAGAUCGAGAAGCAGAGAUCACAUCGGCUCGAGGUGAGCAUCAAGGAUUUGACCGUUAAGGUCGAGGACAUACGACUAGAGAACACCGCUCUGAUCAACUAUCUCCAAAUCGUGAACGAGCAUCACGCCGACCAAAAGAUCGACUCUGAGACCACCAGGAUCUGGGUGGAAGCUGAGGCCAGGUUCUCGGGUCGUAUUGGCCGUCUGAGUACUUAUAUUGCUAAGCGGGACGCCGCCGAGAUGGUAAAACUCGAUCUCGUUCAAGCCCGAGGUGCUCUCGAGUGUCUUAACCUCCUUAGAGACGAGGAAGAGAUGACCGAGGAGGAACUGAGAGCUGAUCUCGAGCAAACUCAGUGA